UCUCAAGUCCGGUCGAGCGGCGCCCGGCGCAGGUGACUCAGCCCCACGGGGCGGCACGACGCGGCGCAGUCCCAGCCCUCCCGACGUCAGCGAGCCCGGCCCGGCCCUGCGCUCGACGAGCAGGUAGGAGCCGCGCUCGAGUGGCUGCUCGCCCGCUGCGGUCGUUUCCCCGCACCGCCAGGGCAGAGGCGACAUGGGCAAACUGCAGCGCUUCGACAUCGCCUUCAGCGACAACAAAGUGGUGUACAGCCCGGGAGAGCUCAUCUCCGGCACGGUCAGCGUCGUGCUCAACAGCCCGCUGCCGUUUAAAGCGAUCAAAGUGAACUGCGCCGGCUCGUGUGGCGUCUCCAACAAGAUGAACGAGACCAACUGGACGAUGGAGGAGCAGUACUUCAGCAGCACGCUGACCAUGGCCGAGAAAGGUUCCCUGCCCCCCGGCGAGCACUGCUAUCCCUUCCGGUUCCCAUUGCCAGUCUCCUGUCCCACCUCGUUCGAGGGUCCUUUUGGAAGGAUUGAAUAUCGAAUCCGCGCGACGAUCGACACGCCACGCUUUGCCAAAGACUACAAGGUUCAGAAGGCGUUCUACGUGCUGAACCUGCUGAACCUGAACGAGAUCCCCGACAUCGAGCAACCUAACACAGUGAGCACAUCCAAGAAGUUCUCCUACCUCCUCGUGAAGACGGGCACCCUGACCCUGACAGCGGGCAGCGACCUGAGGGGCUACACGCCAGGACAGGUCAUCAAGCUGAGCGCCACCGUGCACAACAAAUCCGGAAAAGACAGCAGCAGCAUCCUGGCCAGCCUGAUCCAGAAGGUCACCUACAAGUCCAAGAGGUCCAUCUAUGACCUGCGCACCAUCGCCGAAGUCGAGGGGGCCGGGGUCAAAGGCGGCAAGAAUGCCGAGUGGCGGGAGCAGAUCAUCGUGCCACCGCUGCCGCAGUCCACCCUCAGGAGUUGCACUCUCAUCCAGAUCGACUACUUCCUGCAGGUGUCGCUCAAAUCUCCAGAAAUUUUGGUGACUCUCCCCAUCUACAUUGGGAAUAUCGCAAUAAACAGCCUGCCGGUGACUCCGUCUCGACCAGUGAGGCCCGCUCCGCUGGCACCUGCCUCAGCCACUGUGACGCCCACCGCCCCGCCCGCCGAGCUCGCCUGUGGCACCGACUGCGUGGAGAUCCCCACCAAGAGCCACUCCCAGCAGCAGUCGAGCAGCCAGCCGGCCGCCUUCUCCCCGAGUGCCUUCAGCUACGCCCCCGGACUCAGCUUCCCGGAGACCAGAGCCGACUGUGAGGAGGGGGGCAGCACCGGACCCCUCUUCUGUGUGUCCACCGGUGCCACCGUCCCCUACUACUCUGAGGGAGCUGUGACGCCCAUGCCGACGGCUGGGCCGCUGAUCCUGCCGCCGGAGUACAGCAGCUGGAACUACCCGAGCGAGCCGCCGCCUUCAUAUGAAGAAAGCUGCAGCCGAGCUCCUCAGGACUGACCGCCUGGGUCUUCAGACGGGGUGAAGCCACUGCCCGCCAGAUAACAUGGACACUUGGGAUUGGGCACGGCAGAGUGGACAAACUGGGGGUGCAGGGUGACCCAGCCUGCCAGGAGUAACGGCCUUUGUAUCUUUUUAUGCUUUUUUUUCUGCUUUUUUAAAUGAAGGAAAAAAACAAAAAACUGAUUUUAGCAUCUGUGAUGCCUUAAUGACGCCGAGCUUUCGGCUUCCUCUUUUUGUACCUCUGCCACACUUGGCUGGCACACAGAAAAAAGUCAAUCAUGGGUAGGGCAAGGCAGUGUGACCUCUGCCUAUGCCACCUCUUUCUGGGCACAUCCCCACCAUGGGCCCCGGUGCUCGGUGGCAGAGUGUUUGUACUUCUCCAGAAGUCAAGACUGGUGCUAACUGUUACUCCCAGUAUUCAGUGUGGGGUGCCAGGGAAGAACACGGGGUCUGGGCGGGGCCUCACCGCAGUGCCCUGUAAAGCACACGCUGUCGGCUGAGUGACUUGGACGAUUAUUUGCACAGAAGGUUCUAGAGCUUUAAUCCGAUUCUGACUCCACUUAUCUUGACUUUUUCUCUUUUUUUUGGUGGUGGUUUUGCCCUCCCAUUAAAUUAUUUUGUAUUUUUCUAGCAGAGGCCUUGGCGUCUCUGCCUGUGAUUUAUUUAUGUAGUUUUGUUCUUUUUUUUUUUUUUUUUUUAUUAAUACCUAAAUUUGUAUUUGUCUCAGUUUAACUUACUUUAAACGAUGUAUUCUUAUUCUUGUAUUAAUAAAGUUAUCUGCCUGA
This is a messenger RNA of Polypterus senegalus (gray bichir), 2268 nucleotides long. RefSeq names its product arrestin domain-containing protein 1-like. Bases 194 to 1480 code for a protein of 428 amino acids. Gene Ontology annotation, biological process: protein transport. Gene Ontology annotation, molecular function: ubiquitin protein ligase binding; ubiquitin-like ligase-substrate adaptor activity. Gene Ontology annotation, cellular component: cytoplasm. The record is from RefSeq and is a predicted model, not a curated record. NCBI's taxonomy places the organism in Eukaryota, Metazoa, Chordata, Cladistia, Polypteriformes, Polypteridae. The transcript has 8 exons.